Molecule: messenger RNA, 1575 nt
Organism: Marasmius oreades (fairy-ring Marasmius)
Lineage: Eukaryota; Fungi; Basidiomycota; Agaricomycetes; Agaricales; Marasmiaceae
Exons: 4
Coding region: 16-1575 (519 amino acids)
Source: RefSeq, a predicted model, not a curated record
CCCAAUUAAUUUGCGAUGGCUGUGGUAUCCAGUCUGUCCUGCAAUUUGCAACUUACUCCAAGGAUCAACUGGACAACGGGACAAGAAAAAUCUAUCGUAAAAGAUUAUCCUUUCACCGACCUCACUCAGGAGACGCCAGAUCAAUAUGUUGUACGAACAUAUCUGCAAUUCUUAUGGCUUCCAGAGUCAAUAAUGCCCCUCAAAAUGCUCAUAGAAUCUCUAAAACGCGUGAAUGUCGCGUCUGGUUCGUCGCAACCAGAAGAACCUCGACCACAUCCCCUGCAUGACUUGUUAGAUCCCCUUCUCCAUACACCGCGCUCAGCCGCGCAGAAGUAUCAUAUGGAGCUUCCAAAGAUCCUUCGAAAUGGAGAGGGAGCAGGAGAAAUAGAAGAGACGAUGAUGUGGUAUGUCUUGAGCUACGAGAAGGGAAACCAAGAAGAUGACGUGGUAGGGGGCACGAGCAAUGUCAUUGAGGUCUGGGAAGAUGAUAAAUGGCGUUCAGAUUGGCUGCAAAGAAUGGAAAGGCGAGAAGUUCAGAUCCAAAUAUUGUUGCAUUUCCUUCUUCUAUCACUCCCUGGACCGACUCCACUUCCGCCUCCGCCUCCGCCUGAACUUUCGUCAGUGAAGAGGAGGAAACAAACACGCAAGAAGGCUAUUCCUAUACCGUCCAUAGAAGACCGUCUAGAAGUUUUUAUGGACAAACUUUCGACCUGGCAGCUGAUGGUCGAUUUGAACUCGUCUCCAGUGAAGGACAAGAUCGAUGAUGGACUGGACUGGAUGCAGGCAUUUAGUCGAGACGUCGUUGACCCACAAUUCAGAUCUCUGCUUCCCGAGCAAUGUGACCUCCUUCGGUCCAAGGUUUUCCCUCAAUCCCCGUUCACCGACGAUGAGGACCUGGAAACACAGACUCUUCGGUCCUCAUCACCGGAUUCUCGCCCUAUAAAACGAUUGCGAACAACCUCCAAUACUGCGGCACCACAAUCGGGAGCACCAAAUUCCCGAUAUCUUUCCCCUGCACUAUCCUCUACAUCAUCACGAAUAGAUCGCGAGUAUUCCUCGAAAAAAUCCGGAUCGCGUAAGCUCGAGCGGUCACGUUCCCUUUCUCUUUCUUUAGCGGAGGAAGCAGAGGAACGAAGGCGCGCGGCCAGUACUGGUCCAUCUCGUCGGCUCUUGACCAGAGAAGUUAGUAUGAAUAGGUCGUUCAAGAAUGUGACAAAAGCCUCACAAGAGAAUGCCGACUCCUCACAGUCGCAAUCUACUGCAGUCAAGUCUACCGUCAAACCGAUCAAGUCUGAAAAUAAAGACCAGGGGUUGACUUUGGUGGAAGCAACGCCGGUAAAACCCAGAGAGAAGAGAGUCAGAGCGUUGUCCAGGGCUCCAUCACAAUCACAAUCUCAGAUACUAGUCCCCGAGAGCCCGACGAAACCUGUUGGAGGAUUGAUGGGAUCGCUUUCCUUUCACGCCUCAACGAUAGAGGAAGAAGAGGAGUGGCAACUUCUAGGAAAUACUUCCCCGUCUGUCUUAUAUCUACAUAGAGAGCAUGAUUCGGACGAUGAACUUACCUUAGGUAAGUAG